This is a messenger RNA of Sclerotinia trifoliorum, 1365 nucleotides long. The record is from the annotation of a GenBank genome assembly. Lineage: Eukaryota; Fungi; Ascomycota; Leotiomycetes; Helotiales; Sclerotiniaceae.
AUGGUCUCACCCAUGGAACCCUUUCCCUUCCUCCGUCUUCCUGGCGAAAUCCGCAACCAAAUUUACGAGUUGCUACUUUGCAAUGUACAAGAGCCUGAACCACUUGACGGCUUAGACAUACCAUCAGCUGUAACCAUCGCCAAACGUAAUAUACAUCCUCAGUUAUUGCGAACCUGCCGUCAGGUCCACGAAGAAGCAAAGUACGUCAUGUUGACGAAAAAUCGCUUUGUUGAAGUCCAAUUUGGCGGGCAAGGACGAAAUCUGAACUACAGCUUUUUGGAUCUAAUCUCUCUCUGGAGAGUGCCAAUUCUCCGUCUCAAGCGGUGCACAACACUUGGAGACCGAGUUUUCAACGGUUGCUUUAUGCGCCAUCAGAUAUCUUCUACUGGGGAUAAUAGUGCAUGGAAUACAUCUAAAGCUGAUUCAAUACUCCUGUUGCACCGCAACCUCAAUAAGUUGCUUCCUGCUAUAAUGCAGAGCCAGUGCCUUGUCUCACUAUAUCUAAACGGGACUUCAAUUCACAAUGUCACACUUCUAGACCGUUUUGUUCCCGUCUCCACAAUCAUCAAAGAGUUUGAACUUACCGGAAGAAAUGCUAGCGGUUGUCAAUUUUCCGUUGAGGUUCUACAGAACAAUCCACAAACCCUCUUGUCUCCAUAUUCGCCUAGUUUUCAACAGGAAUCUUCUUUUACGGUCUAUGACCGUACUGUGGAUAGCACAGGUCACCGUCUAAUCCAUUCGAAGAAAGCUGUUCCAAAUGUAACCGCCGAAAGUGUAAUGAAAGACCUCAGUCAACUCACGGAAAUUGGAAAUAACUACCGUUCCCAGGGCAUUUGGGGAUACGCCGCAGCUUUUUACCAAUAUGUUGACUACAAAAUUUCAGUACUGAUGAGCCACCACAACCCAACUAUCGUCAGGCUUCUCGUCGAGGAAGGAGGAAUGAUUGAGGAUCAAAUAGCCGAGUUGCAUUCCACUAUAUGUUAUUAUCGUGCAAAGAACGCUGUCGGCGCGAUGCGACAAUUUGAACACAGUCACCGCGAGGAACUUGAAGAUCUAUUCGACACCGUUACGAAUAUGGGAGCUAUAUCUGAAGCUCCCAUAUUCCCAGGAUUUACACAGAGUCCAAUGCGAAAUGCAGACCAUAUCUAUCUACAGGCUGUUGCGUGGAAGCUCAUGGGUGACCAGUCCAGGUUGAAUAUGGAUAUGGCAUUGGAGACGGUAAAUUCAGGCCUCGCCAUAAUUCCUUAUCACCCGGAGUUAAACCUGGAGAAAAAGUUUCUUAUUCGGAAGAUAUUGAUAACUCGCCUUGACUUCUCCAGGUCACGCGCGGGCUUCCGAAAAUGCUUGAAUGGGACCUUUAAUUAA